AUGGACAAAUUAAAGUAUAACGUCUCCGGAAUGGGGACAACUUUUCUUACAAUAAAAAAUGUGUUGUUCAUAAUUAUGAUUGCAUUAUUUAUUAUAGUUGUUUAUAAAUAUGUGAAAUAUAAGAGUAAAAUUUCCGAAGCUAAACGAAAUAAUGAAAUAUAUGAAAAAAUGAAAAUAUCACGAGAAAAGCAAUUACAAAAACUGGAAGAAGAAAUGAUAAUUAAUAAAAAGAAAAUGAAUGAAAAUCUUAAAAACACAGAUAAGGAAAACAAUAAUAAAACAUUAGACUCAUCUACACCAAAAUCGAAUUCUAAGGAUAAAUCAACAUUUAGUCAUUUUAAAGAUUAUUCGAAUUAUUAUAAGCCGUCUAUAAGAGAUAGAUACAAAGGUAGAGCAUCCUGACGAUAA
Messenger RNA from Plasmodium yoelii, 408 nucleotides. Its product is annotated as selenoprotein, putative. The transcript is spliced from 2 exons. The record is from RefSeq and is a predicted model, not a curated record. NCBI's taxonomy places the organism in Eukaryota, Apicomplexa, Aconoidasida, Haemosporida, Plasmodiidae.